This is a messenger RNA of Aedes aegypti (yellow fever mosquito), 7081 nucleotides long. Its product is annotated as protein abrupt. The record is from RefSeq and is a predicted model, not a curated record. Bases 1275 to 3974 code for a protein of 899 amino acids. Gene Ontology annotation, biological process: regulation of transcription by RNA polymerase II. Lineage: Eukaryota; Metazoa; Arthropoda; Insecta; Diptera; Culicidae. Gene Ontology annotation, molecular function: protein binding. The transcript is spliced from 10 exons. Gene Ontology annotation, cellular component: nucleus.
CAAAAAAAAUUGGACACAGGAAAACAAUCGAAAAAGUUCGUAAUUAAUCAACACUUUGAUUGAUUUUGAUUAAAAGCGAGUGAUAACAUUCACGGUCGACAAUGUCCACGGCGAACCGUUCGAUCGUGCCAACAGAAAUUUAAUUAAAUUAUUUUUUCGCGCUUCCACGUUCUCCUAUAGAAAGGGGAAGAGGGGGGCUCCCGUCUGUGUUCGUGUGCAUAUCAUAUACUUCAAGUGCAUGUGACGACAGAAGUACUCUACGGAAAUACAAAAACAAUGGCAGUUUGCAGUUGAACGUCACGCGAACAGAAAAAAAAAAUCAACAAGAAAUAUAACAAAAGCAAUAAUAACAAAACACAGUGAAUUGAAAAUGCUUCCAGAAUAUGAAUAAAGUGAUCGAACAAAACCGCAGAAGAGUGAUAGAGAGAUUGUUUCGCUGCUAGUUGCCGUCGCUUCUUCGACCAGUCAGUCACAGCCGCAGAGCUAGUAAAGUUGCUGUUUGACCGAUAUCAUCCUCCGUCACAUGAGUGAACAAGUGUGCAAUGUGUACAUAUAGUGCUGCUGCUGCUGCGGCUGAAACCUGAUCAUAGCAAGCUAUUUUCGCAGUCGUCACCCUCGCUGGACCUACUUGGAUGGUUGGUUAGUUGGUUGGAUCCCAUCUUUUUCCCGGCGAGCAGUCAGUUAACAAAAAGGAGUGUGCUAUUUGCGUGUGGAGAACAUUGAACCGCAUCGUAACGCGAAAACGGAGGAUAUGAUUUAGUGCAGUGCAACAAUUUCAACAACAACAACCAGUGACAGAAGCAGCAAAAGAAAGUGGAAUUUUUCCCAGUGUGACUUUUGAACAGAGAAAAACCAAAUCAAAGUUGGCGACGACAGUGUUACAUUUUCCAAUAGGAGUUUGUGAAGCAGCAGCCGAAGCAUCGAAGGCGGCGGUGGCAGAGCAGAACGGCGAAGCCGUGUCACAAUUUUCCUGCUUGAGUUUAUCGAUUCCGUCCCUCUGUUUUUUGGAGUGAAACCACUCGCCACCCGAAAGCAGCCACAGAGCCGCGCUUCUACAACACCGCACUCCGACGCAAAUAUGGAUUUCCAACGAAAGUUUAAAUGAUCUCAUACCAAAACUAAACAAACAAAGUCAACAAGCAAACUACUACCUCUCUCAGGGAAAACUGAACAAGAACCUGUUGAAAAGAACACACUAUUUGAAACGUGAAGCUGAAGGCUAGAAUUAAAAUCGGAACGAGCGGGCGAACAAUUCGCGUACUCCAAUGAAUUGAAUGUCGACAGCAACUGUCGCGAUCCAGCCGAUUGACAAACUGAGUCGAUAUCCGACGGUCGGGUCGUUGUCGGCACCGUGGACACCCGCCACCAUGAACGACACGCAGCAAAUGCACGCCACGGACAGCAGCCAACAGAGCAGCAAUAACGCCAGCAGCAUACACAACAACAACAAUACCAUCAACAGCAACAGUGGCAAGAAUCGGGGAAGCAGCAACAGCGAUGCCAAAAUGGAGCACCACUUUCAGCUAUUGCAGAGGGAACGUGAACUCCAGCAGCAACAACAACGGGAACGAGACCAGCAACAACAGCAGCGAGAAGUGCAACAGCAGCAGCAUCAACAGCAACAGCAACAGUCUUCGUCGUCAGCGUCGGCGACAAUGUCGCAAAGCCAGUCUCACCACCAGCAGCGAGAGCGGGAACGGGAGCGCGAGAGGGAACGCGAGCGGGACCUGCAUCAACAGCACCCGCAUCGGCCGUUUUCGCCGACACCGUCCGAGCAGCAGCAGUACGCCCUCAAGUGGAACGACUUCCAGUCGUCGAUACUGUCGUCCUUCCGGCAUCUGCGGGACGAGGAGGACUUUGUCGAUGUGACGAUUGCCUGCGAGCAGCGGUCCUUUACCGCGCACAAGGUCGUCCUGAGUGCGUGUAGUCCCUACUUUCGCAAGCUGCUGAAGGCGAAUCCCUGCGAGCAUCCGAUUGUCAUCCUGCGUGACGUGCGCUCCGAGGACAUCGAAAGUCUGCUGAGAUUUAUGUACAACGGCGAGGUGCACAUCGGACAGGAUCAAUUAAGCGAUUUCCUCAAAACGGCACAAUUGCUCCAAGUGCGGGGGUUGGCAGAUGUGACGAACCCGGGCCGAACGUCCACCGGUGGCAACGUUGGCGGUAUCGGCGCCUCGGCAGCGCUAAACUCCUCCUCGUUAUCGGCACCUGCUGUUCAGGAGCUGAAAGCAUCGCCCACUUCGUCGUCAUUACCAUGGGAACCGCCGGAGGAUGGUGCCGGAGUGCCCCCUCCCCAGAAGCGUACCAAAAGCUCCGAACUGUACCGCAAGCAGCACGGCCUCAGCCCGGACGACCCGAUCCCUCUCGAGCACUUCCCCAUCGGACAGCACCCGUUGACCCGCGAACGUUCCAAGGACAAGAGCAAGGACCUCCGGAGUAACGCCAGCAUCGCCGGCAGUGACUUCGAGGUGCGCGACCGGGACCGCAGUCUGGAGUCGCACCGCGAGUCGCUCCUCUCACAGGUACUGGAGGGCGGACCUACCCUGUCUGUGCCAUCGAAACACCCCGACCUGCAGUCACUUCAGAAUGCCAUCAGCGGUGAGGACUCGAACAGCAGCGACACGGCUGCCUCCGAUCACGGCGAUGACAUCGAGGGCAUCAACGGCAACGUCGAACACACCCGCCCGUCGUUCCCAUUCCUCGGCCUGCAGGGCAUCCCCGGUCUGAUACCCGGCCCGUCCGGUAUGCAUGGGGACAACUUCGUUUCUCGCCGUUCUUUAGAAAUGCGAGUUCGUGCCACAGAUCCCCGGCCCUGCCCAAAGUGCGGUAAGAUCUACCGCUCGGCCCACACCCUGCGCACCCACCUGGAAGACAAGCACACCGUGUGUCCCGGCUAUCGAUGCGUCCUGUGCGGAACCGUUGCCAAGUCACGCAACUCGCUGCACUCGCAUAUGUCCCGUCAGCAUCGCGGAAUCUCCACCAAGGAUCUACCGGUCCUGCCCAUGCCUAGUCCCUUCGAUCCGGAGCUUGCUUCCCGUCUGCUGGCCAAGGCCGGAGUCAAGAUUUCACCCGCCGAGUUGAGGGCACGAGCCUCGCCAACCGGCACUCGACGAAACGACGGCAGCAUGAAGCUGGAACUUCGAUCCGGAGCCGAUGGCGAUGACUUUGACGAUCCCGAAGACCUGACCAUGUCCCAGCAGAGCAGCCACAGCGAAAGCCAACGGCGCUUCCACGAGAGCAUGCUGGGCAUGUCCCCGAACCUUCCCUUCGGUGACGUUUCAGCGUUUAACCAUCCGAGCACCACGAUAACCCGCGUACGGCAGGCCGAAGGCGGCAAGCCCGGCAUGGACGGACGCGACGGCGGCAACAACGGAAACGGCUCCGGAAUGUCCAUGGCGGAUCGGCAUGGCGGCGGAGGGGGUGGCAACAGUAGUGGCAUGAACCAAAUGCAACCGAACACACCGACGGGAUCGGCCAUCUUGGACACGUACCUGCAAUUCAUUACGGAGAGCGCUUUCGGCAUGGGAGGAAUGACCCAGGAACAGGCAGCGGCAGCCAUCCAAGCCGCCAAAUAUGCCCAACUGAAGGCCAUGGGACACAACCUGGAUCAGCUACCACCAGGAUUCCUCCCGCCACAGCUAGACAUCGCCAAGCUCACCGGAAACAGCCAAGGUUCGGACCACCCGCUAAGUAAACUGCAAUCCUCGCCGAACGUUACGAUCGAACCGGCUUCCAACCGCGACGACCGACACCUCCAGCUCAGUGCCCAGCAGAAGCUACUCUCCCUGGCGGCCGGCAACGGAAACCACAACCUGAACAACAACUCGAUACUGAACAGCGAUUCGAUCCGUCGCGGCGACUCCUCGGAACCGAUGGAUCUGGGCUUGGACGGACCUCAGCAUCACGUUAAUGACGAUGGCAACAGCUCCGGAGACGAACGGAAUUACUCCGACGACGAAGGAGUCGGUACUAACUAAAGCUUAGUAUACAAGAAACGUCGUAUACGCUUCCAACGAUAUACGAUAUUACAACCCUCUAGCAGAAUUGAGAUCUGAUAUCGACCGCGCCAUUCAGUGAGGCGUCGAACAUCAGCUGUAUCUACAAGUAUAUUUACUCCUACCAUAAGGACUUAAUUUUUCUGUCUUCUGACACCGGAAACGAACAAAUUUCAUGGAAGAAUGAGUAAAUUCUCUGUGCCAUCCUUAAUUAAGUGAGUAUGAUAAUUGUGCUCUCGAAUGAAUCGACACUGUAAAAAGUCCAUCCAAGCGAACGGCAGACGCAGAGAGCAAGAAUGCAACAAACAGCUCGUGAAUGUUAUAAAUACCUCAGGUUAUUUUUUUCGUUUUAAGUUCCAAUUACUAGGAAUACGUAGUGUUAAAAGGGCAAAGCAAGUGUUAGAGCAUUUAACUGCAAUCCGUAACUUGAAAUACCUCAUAUUGAAGAAUGAAAACGUUUAAUUUAAAACUCCUUUUAAUGACAGAAAAGUUCUUUCACAUUGUACUACUUAGUAAUGUUAAAAUACCAUUUUACAAACAAACCAACAGUUGAGACACAAUCCGUCAGUCUACCUCACCAGAUAGUUAGUGAAAAUGACAAUUUUUAUCAGAAACAUUCUUAUACAAUUAAAGAAAGGGAUUUCAUCCCCAAUCGCCCAGUUCUAUCCAACUUAUCACGUUAGAAAAGAAUGAAACGUAUACUAAUCUCCUGAGCAGAGACUUAAACCCUCUGUAUACGCGAACACUAUCCCGCUAUAUCUUUCCUAUUCGUAGAGUUUAAUUCAAGCACAAUGUAGUAAGCUAAAUUUGAGAACUCUCAUGGCACAAAAAUACGAAAUUUUAUCAGAACAACUCCGUUAUACGACUUGACUUUAGAAUCAAUGUAUACUGAGAAACAUAAAUUUCUGUUUUCAUAUCUUCGUUUCGAAUCAGUGCUAUACGAACCUAUAUCAACAAUUCUUAAAGAGAACACGUCAGUAUACGCAAAAAGCAAAAGAACUUGUAUACCAACACCGACAAGUCUAUACGAUUUAUCACCGAGCAAGCAAAACACGAAAAAUACGAUCCAACUGAAACCGAUACGAUAUCAAACAAGUAUACUUGAGAAGAGAACACCCACACACACAUGUGAGCCACCAUUUUCUUCGUUUUGUUUUAUUCUCGAACGUGCUUCCAAAAGCUCCGGAUAUCGCGUGGUGAAUCUCAACGUGGUUGUUUUUACUGUUGCUAGAAAUACUCAUUACCAAUAAACUACCUCCUAUUUAUACUAUAAUAGUCAUGUGUUACAUAAAAACACUCCUCUCCAAGGAACCUCUCAGGGCGAACAAAGACACACUACCAUUUUUACCAGAACAACACCAACACUCACAGCUACAUAUAUUUAUACAAUGGCUGCAACGCACACAUACAUACAACAUUACACAGUCAUACUCCACAGCAAUAUUACUGGUUAUUUAAGUAAGUGAUUAACGUCUGUUAUCCAUACAAAAUGUUUUGUUUUUCUCCAAGACACACACAUACUAGUGCAACAAAAAACGGGUAAUUAUAUUAUGUUUCUUUUUUUUACUAAUGUUAAACUACUGUCCUUGUUCAACGAAGAACACGUUUUAGUUGUAGUUCAGACCACCAUUCAACCAACCGAAACACUAUUUGAGAGACGGUCUUGGCGCAUCUGCGGUACAAAUGAUGCGCACCUUGUUUAUAAACGCGUGGUUCCGAUUUGAGUUGGAAAGGUGAACAUUAUCACGUGGAUCGAUGGAAGUAACCUGAUUAUUUUGGAUAACAUCCACUUCUCUACAAGAACACGUGUUUUAGAUCACGAAUAAACCUUCUACUUCCGUUAGGAAUUUAAAACAACCAGAAAUGGCUGCGUACUUCCUCUGAAAGUUUGACAAUUCGAACGAGGGGUGAUGCAUACGCAAAGUCUGACAUCUGAAAAGCGUUCCACGAGAAAAUUGAUCCUAACUCCAAAUCAAAUCCGGAGCCAAAACUGUACAAAUUUCACACGGACUCGGCGCCAAAACGCCAACCCGAACAAGUAUUUAGAAUUAAGAAGAAGAAGAAGCAAUAGCGCGCGUAACUAGAAUCCAAAAUAAUGAUCUUCAACGCAGUAUUGAAUAUCAACAGUUUGAAAUCUUCCGAAUCUCCAUCCAUUUUUUUGGAUUACGCCAAAUGGAUUUGUGACAUUUGUGAAAUGUACUUAAAAAUCACAACCGCACUUCCUGUACAGCUGGCUUCCGGUUAAUUGCUUCCGAUUGAAAAACUUAUCUCUUAAAAGCACUGUAAAUAGUUGAAGCAAAUCAAUACCUCUAAUCGUUAGACAAGUAGCUGCAGUGUAAGGAAAACUCUGAAAAUAAACGUUAUUGGCUAAGAUGAAACUCUUGUAAUAGACAGCAAACAAAAAAAUACCUAUGUAGUGUUACUUAUUCGAUAGAUGUUUCCCUUAACACGGAAUCAAGGUUUUCCGAGCAACCUUGAACAAAAAAAAAUAGCUAAAUUUUCAAUUGUAAGCACAAUUCGCGCGCGCAACGGCGUCACCAUUGGUGACAUGUGUGCAUUCUAUUAUUUAAAGAACCCGUGUGCUCUAUUGGUUAAAGUUUUCAGUUUGGAACGGAUCAAAUCAAAAUUUAUGAAGUGGGAGAAAAUAAGAAAAAUUCAAUGAAUUUUUUAUUACGUUAUGUUAUUAUUACACGUUGUACUUACGUCAAGGUUUUGCCUUGAAGUUUUCUUUUCCGGCGCAAAUAUUUAUGUUCGAAUCUAUAACGCUAUUCAAUAUGCUGCGAUUGGUGUGAAAAACUAAGAAACAAAAACCUGAACUUUAAAAGGAAAAACUUUAGAAUAUGUAGAAUAAAUCAGUAGCGUCGCUAAGGGAAACGCAAGUUGUUGAAUAUGAAUUGCUAAAACUAUUUGCAAAAUAUUUUAUUGAAUGUGUGAUAGACUUACUCUAAAACGUGCGAGUUCAAACAAAUGCAGAUCGCAGGGGAAUGGAACAUUUAAAACAAAAAAAACUCUAUUUGAAGCUGUAUUUAGGAAGUAGUAGCUAAACAAAAUGAAUGUGAAAGCGCAAAAAUAUGAAUCUAUAUUUAAAU